GAGAGAGUAAGUGCUGGCAGAGACAGAAGAAUGAGCCAAACACAAGACAAACGAAAGAAGGCACCAGGAGCUCACUGUAGUAGAGAGGCAUGGAGAGAUGGUCUGACAAUUGACCAGGAGGUUGAAGAAAGACAAAGUGACAGGUCAAGAUUCAGCAACUGAUAUCAGGAGGAGUGCACAAACUAGAAGAAGAGGAGGAGUCUGAUCUGAGAGGAAGUUAAAAAGAGUGGAGCGCGAAAAGGAGCCCUUCAAAACAGAGAGAUCCUUUCUGAGUGGACCACUGACAUAGAUGUAGAAUAAACUGGACCCUGGCAACAAGGACCUCAACUGGCAAAAUAGAUUUUCAUCACUGAAGGAAUUACCGAAAAUAUAAACACACGGAACUGUGCAAAGGCAUCAAGGAGAGCAGAAGACAAUCAAACAUUAUUAAAAACAGAAAGAAGACGCGGAGAUACCACCCACAGAGAGAGACUGAGUAUACCACACACAGGGUUUAUCGCAGGACCGAUUCCAUCGUGUUACCCACAGGACAUCUGGUCACCUCUCUGUGUUGGAAUGGAAAUUGUGCAGUGAGUUGAGUGAGUUAGAAGUUCACCUACACUGCAACAUGAAGCUCAGGCAUGAGGCAAGAGGGGCACUACUGGCCUUGCUGCUGAGUUUACUGCUGUCUACCUGCACCACACAAGAGAGUGAGGAGAGUCUGGAGCUCCAAGAGGAAAACAAUACAGUCAGCACUGAGAGCCCUGAUACUGUAUCCUCUGACAUAACAAACGUGAGCCCCCACAGGACAUGGAUAGUCUUUAGGGACAACUCCAACAAGGGUGGAAAUAAUAAACCAAGAGUCAAUAAAAGACCCUCCAAGCAUGGCCUUCCAGGUCCACCAGGCCCUCCAGGUCCCCAGGGGCCUCCUGGUCCUCCAGGCCCCCUACUGCCUCAUCAUGCAGAGAUGAUAAAGGACUUCCAAGUCAAACUAAAAGAGGUGGUUGGAACUCACUGUCUGCUCUGCGAUCAACCCCCUCGUGUGGCCACAGCUUUCCGUUGCCAACUGCACCACAACCUGAUGGUCCACCGUCGCAGUCUGCAGGAGCUCCAGCCCUUCAACAAUCCCUCAAACACAGAGCAGUUCCAUCAGAGAGGACAAGGCUUUAACAUCAGCAGUGGCCGGUACAUAGCUCCAGUGUCUGGGUUCUAUCAGCUCACAGCAAGUCUGCUACUGGAAUCCAAUGAGUCUCAGAAGAAGCCUCAUGCCAGGCAGAGGGACAGUGUUAAGGCCUCUAUAUGCAUAGAGUCUCUUUGUCAGAGUAAUGUGUCUUUGGAGACAGUGACUGGAGUGAGCACUACAGGGGGACUAUUCAGUAUUCUCCUGACCGGGACUCUUUACCUACAGGCUGGAGAAUAUGUAUCUAUUCUUAUUGACAAUGGGACAGGCUCAGCCCUCACAAUUCUCCAAGACAGUCUGUUUUCUGGCAUUCUUAUUGGAAUAUGAGGACACAAACAAAACACAAACCAAUGACUAGAAAGAAGCCCAUUUUCACAGUGUCGACAAAAUACAUAUCUUAAUUAGGUAAGGUAUUCAGGACAUAUUAGAAUAUUUCAAGCAUCUAAAAGAGACUCUACGUAUUACCAUUGUUGCAAAGGGCAGCAGGAUUGCACUGCUAUUUCUUUCCUAAAUAAUGGCAGCAUUUAAACUCUGUUCAUUGAGGUGUAUGUAUUUUUUCAUGUGGUAUGUUUUUGCAUUCCAUUCUUAGC
Molecule: messenger RNA, 1749 nt
Organism: Sinocyclocheilus grahami
Lineage: Eukaryota; Metazoa; Chordata; Actinopteri; Cypriniformes; Cyprinidae
Product: erythroferrone-like
Exons: 9
Coding region: 608-1486 (292 amino acids)
Molecular function (GO): hormone activity
Source: RefSeq, a predicted model, not a curated record